AUUGAGCUACAAGUCAACAUUUUGAGAUAAGUCAGGAUUUUGAGAUAUUUAAUUGAAAUUUGGAGAUAAUUUCGAGUUAACAAAUCAAUGUUUUGAGAGAAUGUGUCAGAAUUUUGAGAUAAUUAGUCAAGCUUUUUAGUUAAUAUCAACAUUUUGAGAUAAGUCGGAAUUUUGAGAUAAGUCAACAUUUUGAUAUAAAAAGUUAAGAUGUUUAGAUAAGUCGAGCUUUUUGAGCUAAUCAGUUGAAAUUUUGAGAUAUGUGGAAACUGGAAAGUUUUUUUUUUUUCCUUUUAGAAAAUACUGCUGCAGCCCAAAAGAAAGAAAUAGAAAAUGUUUUUCCUAAUCUACCCGGAAACCGUGUCUCAUAUGAACACAGCCACUGAAGGUAAAGAAAAGACGCACGAGGUGAAGUUGCUUUGCCACAUAAAGUAGGCUACAUAUUGCUUAUCUCCUGCGCCCCCUAGCGGCGAUAUCUGCUCAGUGCCGCACAGCGCAGCGGAAAAGAAACUGUACUGCAGUCGCCCGGCGCAUUCAGUGAGCGCGUUUGGAGUAGAAGGCGGUCGUGCUCACUCAUCACCCAGCCUUAUCCCCUCACUCCGGCACACACCUCUGUUGUUGUUGUUUUUUUUAAACCACUGUAGAAAUCUUAUAAGUUAUCGCACAACGCCAAGAUUUUUCCAGAAGUAUUUUUGGACGUCCUGCAGCGUGGAGGAAUAACAUCUCGGAUAUAUCCAUAAAGCCGAAAAGGAGGAGAGAGAGAAAUACAAAGAGAGGGACAGAGAGAGGGAGAGAGACCGAGACAGAGAGACAUGGCAACGACAACCUGUACACGCUUUACCGACGAAUACCAGCUUUAUGAAGAACUCGGAAAGGGAGCUUUUUCAGUUGUGCGACGUUGUGUCAAGCUGUGCACAGGCCAAGAAUAUGCUGCCAAAAUAAUCAACACCAAAAAGCUCUCAGCCAGGGAUCACCAGAAGCUUGAACGUGAAGCUCGCAUUUGUCGUCUUCUCAAGCACCCCAACAUCGUCCGACUCCAUGACAGUAUAUCAGAAGAAGGCUUCCACUACCUCCUGUUUGACUUGGUCACCGGUGGCGAGUUGUUUGAAGACAUUGUAGCGCGAGAAUAUUACAGCGAAGCUGACGCCAGUCAUUGCAUCCAGCAGAUCCUGGAGGCGGUGCUUCACUGCCACCAAAUGGGUGUGGUGCACCGAGAUCUCAAGCCAGAGAACCUGCUCCUGGCUAGCAAAUGCAAGAAUGCAGCAGUGAAGUUAGCCGAUUUCGGUCUGGCCAUUGAAGUGCAAGGAGAGCAGCAGGCCUGGUUUGGAUUCGCAGGUACACCAGGUUACCUGUCUCCUGAGGUGCUAAGGAAAGAGGCUUAUGGGAAACCCGUGGACAUUUGGGCUUGUGGUGUUAUCUUGUACAUUCUGCUCGUGGGUUACCCGCCUUUCUGGGAUGAGGACCAGCACAAACUCUACCAGCAGAUCAAAGCCGGAGCCUAUGAUUUUCCUUCUCCGGAGUGGGACACAGUCACCCCUGAAGCCAAGAACCUCAUUAACCAGAUGCUCACUAUCAAUCCGGCCAAGAGGAUCACUGCACAGGAAGCUCUUAAACACCCAUGGGUCUGCCAACGCUCGACUGUGGCCUCCAUGAUGCACAGACAAGAGACAGUAGAGUGCCUGAAGAAGUUCAACGCCAGGAGAAAACUCAAGGGAGCCAUUCUGACCACCAUGCUGGUUUCACGCAACUUCUCUGUGGGCCGGCAGACCACAGCUCCGGCCACGGUCUCGGCGGUGGCUGCUGCUGCUGCAGCCGGCACUGCUGCCGGCCUGGUGGAACAAGCAGCCAAGAGCCUGCUCAACAAGAAGGCUGAUGUCAAGAAACGGAAAUCCAGCUCCACCGUUCAGUACAUGCCACAGUCAAACAGCACGAAAAACAGCAUAGUCACCAGUCCCAAAGGGAACGUCCCCUCUCCUGCUCUGGAGGCUCAGACCACUGUUAUCCAUAACCCGGUGGAUGGGAUCAAGGAGUCCUCGGACAGCAGCAACACCACAAUCGAAGAUGAGGAUGUUAAAGCACGCAAACAGGAGAUCAUUAAGAUCACAGAGCAGCUAAUUGAGGCUGUGAACAAUGGGGACUUUGAGGCCUACGCGAAGAUCUGUGACCCUGGACUUACUUCGUUUGAACCCGAGGCCUUGGGUAACCUAGUAGAGGGCAUGGACUUCCAUCGAUUCUACUUUGAGAACUUGCUGUCUAAGAACAGUAAGCCCAUCCACACCACCAUCCUGAACCCUCAUGUGCACCUGAUUGGCGAGGAUGCCGCCUGCAUCGCUUACAUCCGGCUUACUCAAUAUGUGGAUGGCCAGGGCCGGCCGCGCAGCAGCCAGUCAGAGGAGACUCGUGUGUGGCAUCGCCGUGACUCCAAAUGGCAGAAUGUGCAUUUCCACUGCUCGGGCGCUCCUGCUGCCCCACUCCAGUGAAGAGUGGGAUGGCAGCAGCGGGACGUGUUUUGACACUUGGGGAGAAGAACGAGAGGGAGGAUCAGCGGGGACGGCAGGAAGAGUCCAGCAUUGGAGAGCUCAGGAGCUUUCAGCCUUCCAGUUCUGGUCACAUCUGUCCAUGCCUGCAUGCAAAACCUAUACCUGUGUCUCCACCUACUGGACUGCUCUUCGAUAGUCGCAUCCUGCCACACUUCCCCUCCACACCAAACCUUUGCAAUACAUAACACGCAACAUUGGCACCAGUGCACAAACACACACACACACACACACACACACAACACCCCACUGCUCACAAACACUUAUUAUCAGUCCAGGAGAGUGAGCACAGACUCUAGGUUCAAUGUUAUAGCCUGUUCAAUGCCUUGUUACCCCCACAAUCCCCUUCUCCCUGCCUCACUCUCGUCUCCAUUGGCCUUAUGACCUGUGUGCCCAGGCACUCCUCACUAUAAUAGCUCACAUGUUAACGAAGUAUUAUAUCAGCUUUAUUAUGAUUGUUGUAAUGGCUACUACUUUUUAUUAUUACCACUUCUAUUUUAAAGUAUUGAUGUUGUUCUGUUGUUUAUUUAGUCAAAAACAUAAUGUAUAAAUAGUCAAAUUAUUGAUGUAAAUCGAUUUGAACACUUAUCCUGGAAGCAAGGAUUCUUUAUUUUAUCUAGUGGCGGUUUUAUUUGUCGAUUUGAGUCAAAUGAAGUUUACUUCGGCAGCAUGAAAAAUGCGGGUAUAAAUGCGUGACUCCUUACUACUGUAUACAUAAAACAAGAAGAUGGCACCGUUCAGACCGAAGCUAACCGUGUCCGUCUCACUUUCAUGCAGCUAGGUGAUUUUCGUUUGGACACUGUAUGUCUUAACUGAUACCCAUGCGUUUUUAAUGGGUUUGCUGAGGCACGCUCCCAGGAAAGUCGUUUUGUGGAGGUUUUUUUUUAAAAGUCCCCCCGUUAAAAUAGUUUAUAAUAAUCUAAGGUCGCGAUUGAGGAUGGAAGCACAGCCUGACUGCACUGUUAGAGUAAUUGAUGCGAUUUGAAAUGAUUUGGAAGAAGAGCGACGAAUUGUGUGCACGGUAUUUCCUGCAGUAUGGGACAAUCCUAAAGGAAGAUUUCGUAGAGAUAGAGUUAUUAAGGCACAUUAUGGAUUUAGAUCAUCAGGUUAACAGUUAAGAUAAAGAGAGUAUAUGAAAUAUUUAUAUAAGUCUAGUCAUUCAUUGUUUAGUUUUAUUUCUCUAUAUACAGAGUAUUAACAUUGUUUUUGCAUUUUUUAAAAAAUAUUUAUUUUAGGUUUUUUUUUUUUAGAAAGUGUGUGAUGGGGCCAUAUUUCAUGGGUUCCUCACUGAUAUGGGGAUGAACAGUCUUCUUUUGACCUCUUGAAUGUGAACCUAGUUUAAUCAAAACGAAUGGAAAGCUUAAGGGCUUUCCCCAUAUAUAUGAGACACAGUAUGCAAUAAAACUGCAGUAUGCAGUAAAGAAUCACCAUUUGAUUUCUCCUAGAUUAUGAAAAGAAUGGGAAAAAGCCACUGCAUGGGUAUCAGGGAUACACAAGUGUGUGUAUGUGUGCAUGAGACUGAUUUUUUUUUAAAUGCUGUUAAUUAAGUUUAAAUAGCCUUUUUUUGUAAAGGUAUCUCACUGUCUGAGGAGCACUUCAUUCUCAAGACUGGAAUUCACUGGAAGACUGCUGAUUUUAUUUCUUUUUAUGAUUUUAUUUCAAUUUAUUUCUCUAAUUCUUUUACAUUUUGUUCUGAAAUGUGAAUAGGGUUUUGUAGUACGUUUCUGAACCCCACACAUCACUUCAGAGAAGACCUCUUUGUGAAUGGUGAACCGUGUGAGAACUUUUUUUGAAGCAAUCAAAGCAGCAUGUCAGCAUACUCUAGUGUAGUGUUGUUCUUUCCUUUCUUUCUGCGUGUUUAGUAUUGCAAGGAAUCCUUGAGAUCUAUAACGGAGUUUAAUAUUAGCGAAAUAGAUAUCUUGUAAAACAGCUAUGUAGUGCUAACAUAAUCUAGGUGGCCAUUAACUUGCAUGAAUUUUGGCAGCAUUUUUUGGUGAAUUUUAUUUUUCAUUUGAUUCUUGGUUUCUUUUCUACUGAAUGCUGGUGAAUUAUGCUACCGCUACCGAUUUUCAGAGUUUUGUAAGUGUAUAUGACCAUUUUUGUCUCUAGAAGAUGAUUAUGAUAAAUUCUGACUAUCACAGUAAACCGUGUCAUGAUGAUUGUAUGGCAUGCUUUUGUACAGGGUUUCGGUGUUGUCUGAGCAGUGUUGGGCAAUCCUAAUUGAAAUGUGCCAUGAGGUAGCUUUGAAAUGAGUGUUUCAGAUACACUUUUUCAAUAUCUGAACCUCUUCAUGUUAGUUGGCAUAAUGUUAGCGUCUCUGGUGGUGGACCUGGGAAGAAUUCAGCAUGGAUUAAAUCCAGGGGUGGAAAACGUACUGAGAAAUUAUACUUAAGUGAAGAUGUAUGCAUCCUAAAAUGUACUCAAGUAAAAGUUUAAAAAAAAAAAAAAAAAAAAAAAAAAAACUUUUCUAAAAUUGAAAUGUACUUAAGUAAUAAAAAGUUAAACUUAAAUGUUUUUAACCGAUGAAAUAAGUAAUGUCAUGUUUUCAUAUGAAAACUAACUUCUAUUAUUUAUUUAUAAUUGUUAUAAGCAACUAUGCCAUUUUGCCUGAAAACAUCAUUCAGUUUCUGUAAGUUUGCUGAUCAUGUGCAUGACUAAUGCUAUGUAGUUUGCUAAAGAAUUAAUCUGAAGUAAAAUAUCAUGUACAUAACCAACAUUGACCUUUAGCUAGAAUUUGAAUUCCAGUAGCCAAUUAUGUUAGCUACUGGAAUUGAUGCUAGUCAAACAUGGCUACCUUAGUCAAAUAUAGGCAGUUAAGGAUCGCAAAUUAGCUAAACUUAUCUCAACAUGCUUUCAUGCCUUCUAGGGACGCAAAGGAGACGUCUCUUUUGUAUACUAACUAGUCUUUUUCUCCAGCAUAUUGAAACAUUUUACUGAGCCAGGGCUAGGGGGUGUGUGGGGGGUUCAUCCAUUGUAGUUCAACACUGCAGUCUGGUCUCUUACCCAUAUUCAGACACACACUGAUUGUGUAACAUGAGAAGCUCAGCGCAGAUGACAAAUUAGCACGAUCGUGGAUAGUUUUUACGUUGCUGAACUUGACUAGAUGCCUUAAAUUGAAAUGAUUGCUAAACUGUAUCCAUUCUAUCCAUGUUUAGCAUAUACUCAAUGGCUAGAUGAGAGAAGAAGAGAACUGCAAGGUCUAAAUAAGACCAAAGUAGUAAAAAGUAAGGUUUUUCUUAGAAUUGUAAUUAAUUAUGAGAACAAGUAUUCCAUUUCAGUAACACUCAGGUAAAGUAUAAAUAUGCCACAAUAAUAAUAUUACUUAUUGAGUAUAGUAACAGAGUACAAUUACUCAAGUAUUUUCCACCCCGAGCACAUGCAAUGCCUAUCUGAGAAUUUCCCCACUGGUGGCAGUAUGAAAUCAUUCGCCCCAUCCACCAAUAUCUGUACAUAUUGCAAUAGACCGUAAGAAAUUCACCAGCUAAGCAAAAAUACGACUUUUGGUAUUUGCAGAUCUUGCAAUUUCACCUCCUGAAACAGGCAACUAAUUUUAGAUAAAGCAGCGUUAAGGAAUGAGUCUGUUAAGGAAUGAAUGAUAUAACCUCAUGGCCUAAAACAGGGUGUGUGUGUGUGUGUGUGUGUGUGUGUGUGUGUGUGUGUGUGUCUGUGUGUGUGUGUCUGUGUGUGUCUGUGUGUGUGUGUGUGUCUGUGUGUGUGUCUGUGUGUGUGUGUGUGUGUGUGUCUGUGUGUGUGUCUCUGUGUGUGUGUGUGUGUGUGUGUGUGUGUGUGUGUGUGUGUGUGUGUGUGUGUGUGUGUGUGGAGGGUGAAUGAACCAGAAGUGAAUCAGUUCUGUGUUUCACAUACAGUGCUACCUUGCUGCUCUUACAACAUCAAGCCAAUAACUAUUUGUAGUGUUAAUUCCAGAAUUUCCCUCUUUUGGUUAUAGUCAGUUGUUGUUUUCUUUUGUUUUUUUGUUUGUUUAAAAAAAAAAUAUUCGUACAACACUGAGCCUUCAAAAAUGUAUCAUUGAGGUCUCAUUUUUGGAGGAUUAUA
Molecule: messenger RNA, 6587 nt
Organism: Ictalurus furcatus (blue catfish)
Lineage: Eukaryota; Metazoa; Chordata; Actinopteri; Siluriformes; Ictaluridae
Gene: camk2b2
Product: calcium/calmodulin-dependent protein kinase type II subunit beta
Exons: 22
Coding region: 810-2477 (555 amino acids)
Biological process (GO): protein phosphorylation
Cellular component (GO): neuron projection; cytoplasm
Molecular function (GO): calcium/calmodulin-dependent protein kinase activity; calmodulin binding; ATP binding
Source: RefSeq, a predicted model, not a curated record